GAUAUGAGAUGAUGAAGACUCAAAGGAGGAGUCGAAGCUCAAAGCUAUGGAUCCCACCCUGCUCGAAACUCUAACCGCAGAAGAUCUCGCUCCGCCAACCCCCCCCCCUUCCUACGAAGAAUCCGCGUCUGGCCCAGCAUCGCGCGUAGCCUCCGGCCCCAAAACAUUCAAUCUUACAAUCGAUAGAACUGCUAUUAACACUGUUGGCUAUUCCUCUGCUAACGAAACGAAUCUUACUUAUCGACUAUCCCAUGAGCUAGACACUGGCCACAGUACUAUCGCAAUAUCCCGUUUCGCCCCCUUCACUAACUCACCAGAGUUCGCCGGCAGACGGGACAAGCACAUCUACUCUUUCACCCAAUCUCUAUUCUCCACAACCGUCGAAAUCAUCGGGAAGCGUCGCAGCACACUCCCUGGGACCCUAUAUCUCCGGCUGAAUCACUCGUUCCUAAAACAGAGUUGGGAAGUAUGCCAUCGUCCUCCCACAAGCGAUCGGAGCACACUUCUGUUCCGUACCCGGCCCACCAGAAAUCCGCACAAGGUGGAUAAACUUCAGUGGGAAGAUGCGGAGAGACAGCUUGUUGCCGUGGAGACGCAAUGGUGUGCGAAUGAUGGAUCAAAGCCAGGCCUACAUGUGGUGAAGAACUUGGGGGACAAGUUGGUGGAUGUGCUGGUUACUGGAUGGUGCGCGAAGAUUUGGAACGGGUGGCAGAUGUCGAUUGCGGAAGCGAGAGAAAAGGAAUUGGAUUCUUUUCGUCGAAAAAUGGCAUAUGGAGGCCAGAUGUUUUCUAUCCGUGAUUCGAAUCCCGGGACCAGCCUUUGGUCUCUCUGAUAAAAGCAGAGAUAUCCAGUAUCUACGUUAUUCUUGUUGCAUCUAGUGGGGUUAGCAUUCACAAAGGAAAGCCAACUGCUUGUGUACAAAAGUUGGACUGUGAGGUGAAAAUGAUGUUCAAAAGAGAUCAUUUAUGUUUUAUGAACACUUUUGUAUAUGAAUGAACGCAUUCGAUAUAACCCAAUUUUCGCCAACAAUACCUUUAUCCUUGAUGGUAUAUUGAACCGCAGGCCGCCUGUAUUCACAACUCCAUAGAACUCCAAAAAAACGUAUUAGUAUAACUCGACAAGGGAAGCGAUGCGAGUACAAUGGUCACCGUCAGUAGGAAGCUGCUGGGUAUCAGGCUCCAAGUCCCAUCUGCUUAAGGACCCUCGAAACCAGCUUCUUCUGCUCCCCAACCUCCAAAUUCUCUUCAUCCACCUCUCUCAGACACCUGCCAACCGCGACAAUCAUUUUAAUCCCUUCUUCUCCACCAGCCGAACUGUCCACCCAUACUCUUCCAUUCUUUCCCACGGCAAUCUCGAACCCCCCAAGCGAUUCAAGUUUCUUUCCCAGCUCCUCCAACACUACGACACCUCCACUUCCUCCCGGAGACAUCAAUCUCCCCGCCAAACCCACCGAAACGUCAAACACCAUUCCGCCAUUCAGAGGCCCAAGCCCACCCGGCUCUGCCUUGCCUGUCGCGGGAUUCACACAUGUUAACUCAAUUUCAGCGCCUGGCCCCAAGCCGACCGACAGCACACGCGCAUACACUAAUUCGCCACUUUUCAACUGUGGGCGCGUUUUCCGCGUGGCGCCCUCGAAAGCUAACUGUGGGAGGAAAACAUGCGGCGUGUGCGGGGAGAGGGUGCAAUGAAAAUAAUCGGCACUUGAGUGGUGGAUUUGAGCGAUAACAAGAUCGCUGGGCUGCGGGAUGUAGCGGCGGCGUGGAAAGGUGAGAAUAUUAACGGAAUUACGCUUGGGAUCUUGGAGUAGAAGGCCAGCCUGGGUGCUUGUGAUCGGGAUGGGUGAUGUGGCGUGUGAUAAGACGUGGAGGUUUUGGCCGAGUUUGAGAGAGUUGUUACUGGCGGUUUUGAGGUGGCUUGGGACCGUGUCUCCCGGUAGGAGAAUUAACGGAGCCGACAUGGUGCUUCCGGGAGUCGCUAAUGCAGAGGAUUCUUCAUUAGAGCCCGUGAGUGCUCCACAGCCGUUCACUUCGUGGAGUCCAAUUCGCGUCGG
Messenger RNA from Coccidioides immitis RS, 2050 nucleotides. RefSeq lists its product as uncharacterized. The coding region runs from base 47 to 832 and encodes 261 amino acids. The transcript has 2 exons. Lineage: Eukaryota; Fungi; Ascomycota; Eurotiomycetes; Onygenales; Onygenaceae. The record is from RefSeq and is a predicted model, not a curated record.